This is a messenger RNA of Drosophila erecta, 1134 nucleotides long. RefSeq lists its product as uncharacterized. Bases 182 to 781 code for a protein of 199 amino acids. The record is from RefSeq and is a predicted model, not a curated record. The transcript has 2 exons. NCBI's taxonomy places the organism in Eukaryota, Metazoa, Arthropoda, Insecta, Diptera, Drosophilidae.
UUUUACUUCCCCCUUCAGUUAGCUUAGCAACUCAAAAUCUCUAGCCAUGAAAAUUGUAUCUGUUUGACAAAACGAUAAAAACACAGCAUAAGAACACCAGUUCACAGGUUUAACCCAGACCCAACCACAGAAACUCACACAGAGCAAAUCCAGCUCCAGAUAAUCCGAGGACACACACCAAAUGGGCGCCCAGUUGGCCGGCGAAUCGCGUGCCGAGGGCGGAGCGGGAGCAGGAGCAGGAGCAGGAGCAGGACCACACCCACCGCAAGGGCAGGAAUCUGCGACGGAAAAGGCGGAGAAGACGCAGAGCGAGUUGCCGGGGCAGCCGAAUCAGGAACAGGAGGGAGGACGACCCAACCAGAAAGCGGAGCACCCACAACCGAUGCCCGUUUCCGGACGCCACACCAGAUCGCGCAGCAUCACCGCGGAUAUCCAAAGAAUGCCCACGGAGCUCAUUUACGCAGAGUUCGAUCGCCUGAUUCAGCAGGUGGAGCUCCACGUGGGGCAGGUGGCGGCGGAGCCACCGUGCCUGGACGUGGCUGCCCGGCUGCAGAGCUGCCUCCAAGCGCACCCGCAGCGGUCGUGCAACUGCUUUGCGGCCAUGGAGGAGUACCGCCACUGCGUGCUGCGGGCCACCCAGAACCGCGUGGACGACUUGGCGGACAUGGAGCCGCCGACUAUGACGGUGGUGCCGCCCAAGGCGAUGCCGCCGCCCGCUGUGCCGCCGCCGAGUGCGCGGGGCAACCGCAGGUGGUGGAAGUUUUGGACCUGGUUCCGCUAGCCGGAUGCAGUGCGCCCGAGUCCCAAGCGUUGUCCGUUUCACAGCCCCAGCACGAUGCUAGAGAAAUGGCUUUAUUAAUUAAAAGCAUAGGUUUCCCUGGCUGCCGAGGUGGCCAAAAGGUUGCCUACUUCAAGUGGAUUUCGGCACAGUGGCUGCUCGGAAACUCGUAACGGCAGCUUUUAGUUCAAGUUGAUAAUUUAAAGCCAAUUAGAUAGGUAUUUUGUAUGUUCUGUGGAAAAUAUGCACUUUAUUGAUACGUCUGUUGCUAAUAUAAGCAUUCAAUUGUAUUUAUACCCUGAACAUAAUACGUAGGUCUUGGAAAAAGAUUAAAUUACUCUGCUACUGCCUACAGA